GCAGUUGGAGAGUUCUUCCAAUGGCUUCCCAGCGCCAAACGCCCCGCGCAACUGCCCGGUGGCGGCGUUGCGGAGUGGCUGCUGCCGCUGGAUCUUCCAACACCAUUGCCCUCGAUGCAAGUGGAGCUGGAGGUCGGCAGCAUUGGGACGGUGGGCACUCCGUUGAAGGUGGAGGUGUGCCUGAAAAAUGCAACGUUUUCGGAGGAAGAGAUCAGGGUGCGGAUUCUGCAGGAAGGCGAUGUCUCAGAUCGCUACCUGUUCUCCGGCCCCGCGAGUUCUCAAGCCUCGCCCCUCAGCCUGGCGCCCGACGUGUCGCCGGAGUCUCCGGUGCUGCAGCCCUUCUGCUUGAUUCCUUUGAAGCCCGGCUGGGUGUCUCUGCCCAAGGUUCAAGUCCUUUGGGCCAACCAG
This is a messenger RNA of Cladocopium goreaui, 408 nucleotides long. Lineage: Eukaryota; Dinophyceae; Suessiales; Symbiodiniaceae. The record is from the annotation of a GenBank genome assembly.